Messenger RNA from Phytophthora nicotianae INRA-310, 3771 nucleotides. RefSeq lists its product as hypothetical. The record is from RefSeq and is a predicted model, not a curated record. Gene Ontology annotation, biological process: dephosphorylation. The coding region runs from base 295 to 3264 and encodes 989 amino acids. Gene Ontology annotation, molecular function: phosphatase activity. Lineage: Eukaryota; Oomycota; Peronosporomycetes; Peronosporales; Peronosporaceae. The transcript is spliced from 2 exons.
CAACCCCUCGACGUCACCCUCUGUUUUCGACUGUGAAACUGCAGUGACCAUCACUCUUUUUCGGAUGGGGGGCAUCGCAUUCAAGUGGUCACCAAUAGUUCGUACAGAAGGAACAAGUACCUGAUUCCGCCGCUGUAGAACACCCCGCGAGCCUCCCGUACGCCGCGUCAAGCCCCCACUAGAGAGCUAUACCAACAUCGGCUAUAUUUACUACGCGUGGCGAGCUGCUGCAAAAGCUGCUGGAGCUUCGCCUGUACGAUAUCAAGUAAGAAAGAGCGACGGGUAUAGACAACGAUGGCCAGCGCGCGAGACAGCGAUUUCUACGUGAACGUGACGAGCGACGGCUGUCGAGACGAGGCGGACGAGAGACUCAGCACUCACAGUGCGCGGCACCAGGACGACGCAGAGUACACAAGUGUGCUGUACGCGAGACCAGAGGAGGUUAUGUCGCCCACGUCGUCCAGCAGCAACGGCUCCGGCUCCGAGUUCUUCUCGACGGGUCAUCAAUUAAAGAACGGGACUACUGGAGAUAUCAGAGCGACUAAUGCUGCAGCACCAACGUCGGCUACAGCUACAGAAACAGAAACAGAUUCAGACCUGGAAGAGAGUCGUAGUGAUGCAGACAAAGAGAAGGAGCACGUGAUACGAGCCAUGAAUGUUGCUGAGGACAAAAGCGAUGCUGACGCUGAAGCUACAGAUGACGAAGAAUGCAAAGGGCUUGGCGAAACUGGUACAGCUGAGGAAAAGGAUCAAGAUCGGUUUAAAUUGGCGAUUGCAUUGGACUUUGAGACAGAUACAAAUGCUGCGAUGAGUAUUGGACCACCCAGCGUCACUCGACAGACGUCGAGUAGCUUUUCGGACCUUGGAGAUUAUGAAGACUUCUCGUUUUCUGAUGCAAUUACUAUCCCGAAUGGUGGAGGCCCUGGGAGCGUUGAGAGCAGCAGCAAUUCGGGCACACCUACCACGUUUUACCCUAUUUAUGAGAACGAGGCCUUUCGAUUCACGCAUGCAAGCGUAAGCAACUGUGGAUAUGGCAGCUACGACGCGAUUGAGAAGAUUCCUGGAGUAUACACAAACAGUCCCGCAAGAAGUGCUCGCAGUGCGAACUCGCCGACGAUGCUGCGUCUUGAUAACUAUGGCUACAAUGGAGGCCGAAUUACGCCAACUUUCCAACUGACGCAACCGGCAGAUGAGUCACAACCGCUGAUUGGAGAUAUUUAUCCGGUUUCUGGUGAGGUAGUACGGCUACGAGUUGAUAAUGCUGCCUAUAUUAUUUUCUACAAGAGCGACGAUAGCGGCGAAGAGCAGAACACGAAGAAUGAAAUGCUAGCAAUGUCCUCCUCGUCCGAGGAUGAUGUAGAUACAAGCGAGUGGAACGAAGAGGGCUCUGGAAGAGCACCCCCACCUCGGUCGUAUGCUUCACUGGGUGCUGCUGGUCACAAGGUGCAAACCGACAACUGCUUCACUCGCGACUACAACCACCCCACUCGGUCUUUGGGUAGAGGUCUCUUUCGUGCUUCCACGAGCGUUGGCAGUGCAUUCCUCAAGGGUGCGGCUGGUCUGGUAAAUAAAACAUAUCAAGGCGGAGCAAACGGCGGCGUAUUUGGCUUCGCCAAAGGACUAGGAAUGGGGAUGCUAGGCCUGGGUACACACACUGUUAAAGGCGCGUUCCGAGGAGUUGGACAAGUGACGCACCUGGUCGGCGAGAUGGUUUUGGGGACUGCACCACAUUUCAGCAUUGAUGGUACGCUGGUACUUACGAACUAUCGUAUCAUUUGGCAAGCUCUUAGUACAAAAGACGCGAUGGAAAUCCCGUUGGCGUCCAUUUUGUCCGCUGAAAGCUCGACGACAGCGCCUCAUGUCGCCAAUAUUGAAGGCAAGCAUCUUUUGCGUGCCUCUCUGGCAUUUCAGGAUGAAACUACGUGCUCGGAUUUCUUGGGUUGCAUCUGGGAGCUUUACUCUACUGGUGGUUCGCCUCCUCAUUAUCUAUUCGCGCACUUGCAUUAUCAAGCACUACGACAUAAGGAUGAAUUGAAGACGCCCGAUGGAUCAGGUCUGGAGACUCCAAAUGACUCUUUGUACGACGCUGAGGAAGACUAUCGCCGGUUAAAGUUGCUGGAUGAAGAUAGCUGGAUGCGGUUGUAUGACAACUCGGAUUACACCAUGUUCCCAUCAUAUCCAGACACGUUCGUGAUCCCGUCUGUACUCGACGAAGACGAUCUUCGCGAGCUGAGCGCUUAUCGCAGUGCAAGUCGCAUUCCUGCAGUCGUGUGGCGUCACCCGCACACAGGAGCACUUGUGUGUCGAUGUGCUCAACCGUGUACAGGUCUAAGUGGAUACGUUGUGGAAGCCGAUCAGAAAAUGGUGUCUGCCCUUCAACACGCAACGAGCGCGUAUGGUGACGCGAGGUUUCACUUCUUUGAUGCACGUAGUCAAAUGGCAGCGGCGGCCAACUCGGCACAAGGCAAAGGCACGGAGGAUCCACGAAAUUACCCGAACUCGGAGCUCCAUUUUUGUGAUAUCGCGAAUAUCCAUGCCGUUCGUUCAUCAUACGCUUCGCUAGCAUCAGUCUGCCAGCCUGGACAGGAACGGGAGAGCAGUGGCUGGCUGUUUCAGCUGCGAAACACUUUUUGGUUUCUGCAUAUAUCGAAUAUCCUCUCGACGUCGCAGGAGAUCUGUCGAUAUCUCAGUCAGGGCAACUCGGUGAUGAUUCACUGUAGUGACGGAUGGGACCGUACGCCACAACUGACAGCCAUGGUGCAGCUCUUGUUGGAUCCAUACUACCGCACUGUCCGUGGAUUACUGUGUUUAAUCGAGAAGGAGUGGUGCUCGUUCGGACAUCUCUUUCGAUACCGCUAUGGACAUGGCGAAGGUCCAGGCCAGCAAGAGCUCGAGGAACAGUCUCCCGUGUUCAUUCAGUGGCUGGAUGCAUUGUGGCAGAUUUGGCGUCAACAACCGUGGGCGUUCGAGUUCAAUGAAGCGCUUCUUUCUGCACUUUACGAAAGUAUUUUCUCGGGACUGUAUGGCAACUUCCUGUACAACAACGAACGGCAGCGGAAACAAGAGGAGGCAACUGCACCAACCCGAUCGCUGUGGUUUGUGUUACUGGAGCAAAUGGAGAAGUAUUUGAAUGUGGAGUACGACAGCGCCAAGAACUUCAACAGCAUUGGGUUAGUCCUUCCGUUCUCGUCAGAGGAAAACGAUUUGGUGAUGUGGGCAAACCACUUGGUCUAUGCUGACCCUGUCUGCCGAAAGUACGAGUGAGGGGUCUUCUAUUCCAACCUCAUUCGGUCAGGAUAACAGGUUCGAGCUGAAGCAAACAGAUAAAUGUCGCUACGCCGUGGUCAGGCAGCGUUGUGCUUACGCGAGCAUCAUAUCGAGAAAUUCAAGAACCGGGAGCUCGAGCUUGUUUUCCAAGAGAUGUUUGUCGCUGCAAAAGAUAAGUGGACUACAGUUAUAACUAUUAUCGCAUCGAUGCCCAGAAGAAACGACGUACAGGAAUUCCGCCGUUCGAUCACGCUGAUUUUCAGAUGAACGAGGUGAAGUGGAGUGGCUCUUGUUUUUCCCACCGGGACAUUUUGCCGCUGUGCUGGAUACGGCACUGUUAUGUGGCAGAGCUGACAAAUGCAAUUAGGUAGAGUAGGUUAGCAGUAGGUAAGAUAGGAUAAGUUGUUAGUCUUGUAGAACUACUAUGGUUAAGCGCAAAAGGCAAUAAAGCUGACCUGGUGGCGGUGAUGUUACCAGUGGGCGCUUGCGGUGUGAUCUGGAUUU